Molecule: messenger RNA, 916 nt
Organism: Daldinia decipiens
Lineage: Eukaryota; Fungi; Ascomycota; Sordariomycetes; Xylariales; Hypoxylaceae
Exons: 1
Coding region: 80-916 (278 amino acids)
Source: RefSeq, a predicted model, not a curated record
GUUUUAUUCGUCAAGCAAUCUUGACCUGGCCUAAAACUUGGGUUUACGUGUCUACGUCAUCAAACUUACUCUCGCAAUAAUGCCUAGAGGUGAAGCUUGUACGCCGAGAGGCUUCUACGAUAUUCAUAAUACGCUGGAGGAAGGAGAAACUAUAGAUCCUGAGUCAUGCAAUGCCCAUCUUCCUCCGGGGGUAACAGAAGACAUUUAUAGCAGCGUUCGCAAUACUCCACCUCCAGGGAUUGUACGAGCAUACCCGCCCAAACCUAUAAGUUACGCUGCAUAUCGGAAGGCGCUCGACAAAGUUCGUGUCAUAACUAACGACGAUGUAUCUGUAUUUGGUGACAUCGCCCACUACGUCGAGUAUGGAUUAGAUUCCGCAGGGCGACGCGUUGAGCUAUAUUUAACCUGUCACAUAUCUCAGACCGUAUUAGAUGUAACGUCAAAAACGCCUCGCUCGAGAGAUCUCCAGGACACGUCUCGAUCGGAACCUAUGGCAGUCUUGCCUUGUGGUCACUUUUUCGGCUUCAGGGGUAUUGAUGAUUGGGUUCGAACUCGUUAUAACGAUAACGUCUGCCCAGACUGCCCUUUGUGCCGCUUUCUUCUCGUCUACCCGCAGUGUGGCCACGAAAUAAGAAUACGACCCUACGACCCGCGCUUCACCCGUGACGGACAGCUCCCGUUAACUAUUCCUGAAGGAGGUUCUGUUCCUGACUACUGUCUAAGAUGUCGUGUUGACUAUCUCAAGUUGCUGGGCCAGCAAAUAGCCCAUCAAGUAUAUCCCGAUGAUAUACCAUUUUCCGCGUUCACAAAUCCGAAUCGAUGUGGGCCGGUCCAUUUCGAAAAUAAAAGGAUUGGGCUGCAAGAUUAUUUACUAGAUGUGGCUUCCAUGGCUGAAGGUGAAUUCUCCCACUGGUAA